AUGGUUGAUUCCCCCCACUUCCCACAUCAAUAUUAUCAGUCAGGGGACCUAACGAUUGGAUUUAUGGUUACUCAGUAUGGCUACUUAUCUGAUGAACUAUCAUUCAGGGUACAUCCCACAAACGCGUUUCUGGAAGAACUAAAACUUAUUUCAAGGACAAAGAACUACCAGCGUAUCUUGUCCUUGGCAUUUGCUGUCAAGGAGAUAAAUGAGAACCCUGAACUUCUACCAAAUGUCAGCAUUGGCUUCCACAUUUAUGACAGUUAUACAAAUGCAAGGAUGACUCAUCAGAACACCCUGAAACUUCUUUCCAGUCAUAAAACUGUAGUCCCCAACUUCAAAUGCAAUAAGCAGAAGAAUCUGAUGGCCGUCAUUGGAGGACUCGACUCUGAAAUCUCCCUUUACAUGGCUACUCUUUUAGGCAUCUACAAGAUUCCACAGCUUCACUCGUUCUUGCGAAGUAUCUCCUUUAACAACAGUGCUGGUGACAGAGUGUCAUUUGAUGAGAAUGGUGAAUUAGUAUCUGGAUUUGAUAUUGUAAACUGGGUACUUUUCCCAAACAAAUCGUUUUUACGAGUGAAAGUAGGAGGGAUGGAUCCACAGGCUUUACCGGAUCAGAAAUUCACAGUGAAUGAAAAGGCUAUCACAUGGCACAGAAUAUUUAACCAGGUGGUGCCACUUGCCAGAUGUAAUGACCACUGUCAUCCAGGCUACAGCAGAAAAAAGAAGGAGGGGGAGCCAUUUUGUUGUUAUGAUUGCACUCCAUGUCCGGAUGGAAAGAUUUCAGACCAGAAUGAUAUGGACAACUGUUUCCAAUGCCCAGAAGGUCAAUUCUCAAACAAGAACAAAGAUAACUGCCUUCCUAAGACCCUUAACUUUCUCUCUUUCACGGAGCUCUUGGGGACUACUUUAGCCUUCUUUAUUUUGUUUUCUUCUCUAAUCACAGCUGCAGUGCUGGGGAUUUUCAUUAAGAACAAGGACACCCCAAUCGUCAAAGCCAACAAUCGGGAGAUCACCUACUCUCUUCUCAUCUCUCUACUGCUUUGCUUCCUGUGCUCCUUGCUAUUCAUUGGCCGACCUAACAUAGUGACCUGCUAUUUAAGACAAACAGCGUUUGGCAUCAUAUUCUCAGUGGCUGUCUCCUGCAUUUUAGCAAAAACCAUUACUGUGGUUUUGGCUUUCAUGGCCACCAAGCCAGGAUCCAGGAUGAGAAAAUGGGUGGGGAAAAGAUUGGCCAGUUCUGUUCUUCUUGGCUGCUCCACUAUUCAAGCCAUUAUAUGUGCUGUUUGGUUAUGUACUGCUCCUCCAUUUCCACAUUUUGAUAUGCAUUCUCUGACUGAAGAAAUCAUACUGGAAUGCAAUGAAGGGUCUGUGACUCUGUUUUAUUGUGUUCUGGGGUACUUAGGAUUUCUGGCCACUGUCAGCUUCAUUGUGGCUUUUCAGGCCAGGAAGUUGCCAGAUAGUUUCAAUGAAGCCAAGUUCAUCACUUUCAGCAUGUUGGUCUUUUGCAGUGUUUGGUUGUCUUUUGUGCCUUCUUAUUUAAGCACAAAAGGAAAAUACAUGGUAGCUGUGGAGAUCUUCUCCAUUUUGUCCUCUAGUGCUGGGUUACUAGGUUGCAUCUUUGCCCCGAAAUGCUAUAUAAUUAUCUUGAGGCCUUCCUUGAACACAAAGGACCAGCUAAUAAGGAGGAAUAUCUAG
This is a messenger RNA of Podarcis muralis (Common wall lizard), 1698 nucleotides long. The record is from RefSeq and is a predicted model, not a curated record. NCBI's taxonomy places the organism in Eukaryota, Metazoa, Chordata, Lepidosauria, Squamata, Lacertidae.